AUGUCGGCGUCUCGACGAAAAACUCUGAGCAUUUCUGAACAGUUGGAGCUCAUCGACGAUGUCAAAGUGAAGAAACUCAAACUGGCCGCUGCAGCCAAAAAGUACGGAAUCGGUUAUUCAACAGCAGCAAAAAUUCUCAAGAAAGAAGACGAUCUCAAAUCUUGCAUGCAAAUGAACGGAAACACUAAUCGCAAACGAAAGCGCCAAUCCGUGCACAAGGACGUUAACGAAGCGCUUACACAAUGGUUUACGCAAGCAUGUGCUCAUGGAGCUACCGUCACCGAUCACGUCAUCAGGCAGAAAGCAUCACAACUGGCUGUAAAUCUUGAAGUUGAUUUUGAACCGAGCAAUGGCUGGCUCAUGCGCUGGAAGCAGGCCAAUAACGUUUCGUUCAAAAAAUUAAAAAAAGCCGGCUUUGUCAUUGAAUCACAGGCUGAAGUGGAAGAAAUACUCGACGAAAAUGAUCAAGUUUCUCCACCAUCGGGCAAGGAGCAAACUAACAGAUUUUGA
Molecule: messenger RNA, 510 nt
Organism: Acanthosepion pharaonis
Lineage: Eukaryota; Metazoa; Mollusca; Cephalopoda; Sepiida; Sepiidae
Source: the annotation of a GenBank genome assembly